Aspergillus pseudonomiae is the source of this 885-nucleotide messenger RNA. RefSeq lists its product as uncharacterized. Lineage: Eukaryota; Fungi; Ascomycota; Eurotiomycetes; Eurotiales; Aspergillaceae. Bases 1 to 885 code for a protein of 294 amino acids. The transcript is spliced from 4 exons. The record is from RefSeq and is a predicted model, not a curated record.
AUGCCUCAACCCGUCGAAGCGCCUCGUCGACACUGGGAUCCAUCAAGAACCUGCGAAAUUAUAGACCCUAGUCGGCACUGCACCUGCAUUGGAGUCACCAAAAAUGGGGAUACAUGUAGGAACAAGGUGUCUAAAAAAUCCCGUGAAAUAGCCUCCCACAGACUGGAAAUCUUAUCUAUGUAUCCUCCCAGUGAAUCCCUCGUUUCAAAGCUGCAGGAAAUUACCGGUCUCCUCUACUACAAGCGGCGACAUCAAGAUCAGGCGACUUCCUUAAACGAGCGGUGGUUUACGCGUCUAGGCCUCUCGCCAGACGACCGGGUCCCGACAACGAGGGCUAAGCGCCGCCAAGUCACUGUCGCCAUAGUUCAGGAGAACCAGAUACCAUUUCAUGUGUUAUCCACCAGGCCAGCGGUAGUAACCGUCUCGACGACUUCUGGUUAUACCGGUUCCGUUAUAUUCCGCUCUUUUUAUAAGGGACGUGACAUCUCAGAUAUAGAAUAUAGUAUCUGCCGCGCGCGUUACUCCGAAGACACGGUAUACCUUAACUGUGAAAAGUGCAUGGGAGAGUUCCACUGGCGGUGUAUGGAAAGCUGGCUCAUACACCGCCUCCCUCGGUCUAACUCUAACUAUCCUAAUUGUCGGCAAAACCGCCGUUUCGACGGAUUUCACGCCGCAUAUCCAAGGUCAUCCUUAGAUACAGCCAGCGAGGUCUCGCAGUCUACUACAUUACCGGCCGCUCCUGAUCUACCGCGGAGGGAUAGGUUAUCAGAUCAGGUCCCCGUUAAACCUGAAUUGUUGUCAGGAUCAUAUGGUCCAUCGCCCAUAGAAGGGGUUCGCCGUUCUACACGGUACACUCGGCGCCCGGAUCACUUUGUCCUAUCUUAA